This is a messenger RNA of Sebastes umbrosus (honeycomb rockfish), 5364 nucleotides long. RefSeq names its product low density lipoprotein receptor a (gene ldlra). The transcript is spliced from 18 exons. The record is from RefSeq and is a predicted model, not a curated record. Gene Ontology annotation, molecular function: calcium ion binding; protein binding. The coding region runs from base 199 to 2910 and encodes 903 amino acids. NCBI's taxonomy places the organism in Eukaryota, Metazoa, Chordata, Actinopteri, Perciformes, Sebastidae.
GUUGUCAAACAGUACAGUGUGAGGAGAGGAGCAUCCCUCCAGCAGGAGCAUCUUCUCUAAUACAGCAGGAGGCAAUACCACCUAGAGAGUCUUUACUAAACUGGUGUCCAACAGCAGUCCCAUUUACAGACAGUGUUUUAAAUACCUCCUCUAAUCAGACAGACUCCAGAGUAGCAUCUUCCAGUGCGCCUGAAGAACAUGGCACAGCCACGUCUGGCUUCAUUGUGGCUUCUCUUCUGCACCCUCAUCCAAACAAACGCAUUGACAACAUGUGGAACCAACCAGUUCCAGUGUGGGAAUGGGAAAUGCAUCACGGUCAGAUGGGUGUGUGACGGCACAGACGACUGUGGGGACGGCACAGACGAACUUCCCGCUACCUGCAUGGCCAAAACGUGUAGGCCGACAGAGUUCAGCUGUGCGGACCGCCUUAACCAGUGUGUAUCGAGCACCUGGCGCUGUGAUGGAAAAGCUGACUGUGAGAAUGGAGCUGAUGAAGAGGGCUGUGCGCCAAAGCAGUGCACCAGCACAGAGUUCCAAUGCGGGAACGGCCAGUGCGUGUCAUCCUCCUUCGUGUGCGACGAUGAGGCCGACUGCAACGACGGCAGCGACGAGGCCUCCUGCCCGGCCGUCACCUGCAGCGCCGCAUCCUUCCGGUGCAACAACACCAUCUGUGUCCCCCGCCUGUGGGCCUGCGACGGCGACGCCGACUGCCCCGACGGCUCCGACGAGUGGCCCCAGAACUGCGGCACGAAGGCGCCCGACUCUGCUUCCUCUCACCAGUGCUCGUCGCUGGAGUUCCGCUGCGGCAGCGGGGAGUGCAUCCAUGGCAACUGGAAGUGCGACGGAGGAGCCGACUGCCUCGAUCGAUCGGACGAAGCUAACUGUGCACGUUCCACCUGCCGUCCCGACGAGUUCGAAUGCGGCGAUGGCACUUGCAUCCACGGCAGUCGCCAGUGCAACCAUCAGUACGACUGCAGGGACCUGAGUGAUGAAACCGGCUGCGUCAAUGCAACCCACUGCGAGGCCCCGACCAGGUUCAAGUGUCGCAGUGGAGAAUGCAUAAGCAUGGAGAAGGUGUGUGACAGGCAGCGUGAUUGCAGGGAUUGGUCAGAUGAGCCUCUUAGGGAAUGUGGCUCCAACGAGUGCCUGUACAACAACGCCGGAUGCUCUCACAUUUGCAAAGACCUGAAGAUCAGCUUCGAGUGCCUGUGUCCUGCCGGAUAUCGCCUGGUUGACACAAAGCGCUGUGAAGAUAUCGACGAGUGUGCCAACCCGGACACCUGUAGCCAGAUCUGCGUCAACCAGAUGGGCGGUUACAAAUGCCAGUGUGAGGAGGGUUACCAAGUUGACCCAGCAACCAAAGCCUGCAAGGCCAUCGGUACGAUAGCCUACCUGUUUUUCACCAACCGUCAUGAAAUCAGAAAGAUGACUUUGGACAAAAGCGAGUACACCAGAGUGAUCCCCCGUCUGAAGAACGUCGUGGCCCUCGACAUGAACAUGGCCGACAAAGAGAUCUACUGGUCGGACAUUUCCCAAAAGAAGAUCUACAGGACUCAGAUGGACUCGGCCGAAGACGCCACUCAUCACAGCGUGGUCGUCGGUAGCGACAUCGAUGCUCCUGAAGGCAUCGCUUUUGACUGGAUCCACGGCAACCUGUACUGGACUGACAGCGUCCGCGGCACCGUCUCCGUAGUGACCGCUGAUGGUGGCCGCCGCAAAACUCUCUUCCAGCAGGACUUGUCUAAACCUCGCGCUAUUGUGGUCGACCCCCACAGCAACUUCAUUUACUGGACUGACUGGGGGAAUCCCUCUAAGAUUGAGAAGGGAGGUCUUAACGGAGUAGACCGCACCGCCCUGGUCACUGACAACAUUGAGUGGCCUAAUGGAAUUACGCUCGACCUGUUGAACCAGCGGCUCUACUGGGUGGACUCUAAGCUGCACACCCUCUCCAGUAUCGACGUGCAGGGCGGUGGUCGACGCACCCUCAUCAUUGACGAGCACUCGCUGGCCCACCCACUGGGCCUCACUGUGUUUGAGGAAAGAGUGUUCUGGACAGACGUCAGUAACAAUGCCAUCCUCAGUGCAAACAGGCUGACGGGUGAUGACAUCACACCAGUGGCAGAGCACCUCUCGUCACCAGAAGACAUUAUUCUCUACCAUAACCUCAAACAACCUGCUGGGACGGAUUGGUGCCAGGUAUCCGCCUGUGAGUUCUUGUGCCUAGCAGCUCCUCAAGUGGGCAGACAUCCCCCCAAAUACACCUGCGUCUGUCCAGAUAACAUGAUGUUAGCCAGGGAUAUGAGGACAUGUGUAUCCGCUGUGCCAACAACUGCAGCUCCCGUGCCGCCUCAAGUUCCAGCUACCGACCCCCCUCGUCAGCCACCAGCGGAAGCCAGCACCACACCUAAACCCCCGGUCCACACCACACCUAAGCCCCUGGCGCAUACCACCACAGCACGCAUCGUAAUCACCAGCACUACGGCUAGACCACUGCCACGCAGCACCAAGCCUCCUCUGAGGACCACCACACCUGAACCAAAGGCCCCGUCAACCACGCCGGUAAACCCUAAAAUUCCCCAGACCACCACAGGGGCUCCGGUCACCUCUCCAGAUUUUCGACAUGAAUUUGCUGCAGCUAUACCCACCGCCUCCAACACCCCGGUAGCUCUGUAUACUGCAUUACCUCUGGCGAUCGUUUGCCUGGUGGCUAUUGGCGCCGUGCUGCUAUGGAGGAACUACAGGCUGAAGAACACCAACACGAUUCACUUUGACAACCCCGUCUAUCAGAAAACCACUGAGGAGCAAGUGCACAUUUGGAGGAGCCUCAGCCCUGACGGUUACUCCUACCCAAAAAGACAAGUUGUGAGCUUGGAUGAGGAGGCAGACAAUCCAGCCUUCACAGAAAACUGACAAAUGUCGGAGUGGAAAGAAGAGCCUCGAUAAUAAGCUACCUUGGACGUCCUUUUGUAUUUUUUUACCUCACGCAGCACAAAGAUGGAAGUCAAAGCCAGUAUCAGAACCACUGUAUCCUCACAGACAGCAGGCGCUCUACAGUAGAAAAACCAGGGUGAAACAUAUUUUCAGUUUGCACAUUUUUUUUUUUACCAUCACGUUGACAAUCCAUUCCUCACCAAAUCAUACCAAAACAGCAGACGAUGGAUUCCUCAAACUAACAUUUUUUCACUCUUUAUCCUAAGUGUGACGCCGAUGAUACAACUGGAGAACUGUGUCACUGUUAAAGCCACAUCAUUUCUUGUCUUUCACGCACCAGUUUAACUGAGCUAUUUUGAUGCAACUUUUAAUUGGGAAUUCCCUCUAACGUGUGUAAGGUAGAAUUCAUACGAGUUUUGUAAAUAUCACUGUUUUUUUUUCUUUUUUCCGUCUGUUCAUGGAACGUUAUCAAAGCUUAUUUGCUUUUUUUGGCCACUCAUGUUUGGAUGGUAAAUAUAAAGCUGUAUUUGAGCGACAAAAGCAACAAAACAGCCAAGCGUGGCCAGCAUUGUUGCAAGCAUUGUUGCCGAGUCGCCAUUGGAGUUUCGCUCAAGAACUCGUUGACGUAGUUAUGACGUUAAACAGCACUGGGAACUGGCUAACGGCAUUUAUUUUUAGACGGAACGGAACAAGGUUGAAACAAAAACACGUGAUUGGUUGACUCUUGACUGCGUCAUUGGGGAGACCAGCUCAACUUUAUUUGUAGCGUGUCACGCCCGUCACGAAGCGACAAGCGUCGGGCGUCAGUUUGUAGCUUCAUGUCACUGACUUCCAUUGAAAAUGACUUGCGGCCUGUUGCCGUGUCGCUCGUAGUGUGAACGCAGCAUAAGGUUACCAUCAUGGAUGUAGCUACCACGAGAAGCCGGUUAGCUUAGAUUAGCUGAAAGACUGGAAGCAGGGGCAAACAGCCGGCCUGGUUAGAAUUUUAGUUUUUAUACUUUUUGAUCGGUGGUUUUUGUACAGAAUAGGUAAACACGAUAUCACAUGUUUUUCAGCGAGCUUUAGAGACGCUGGUUGGCUUAUUUUGUUACCUUCAUCUACAUAUUAAACAAACAGAUACAUGAGUGGUAUCAUUCAUCUCGUAUAAGUCUCGACAAGAAAGCAAAUAAGUGUACACUUGAACAACAAACGAAGAAAUGUGUCCAGUACUUAGUGAGCUUUAGAGGGGCUAGUAGGUGGAUUUUGUUCCCUUUGGACAGAGCCAGGCUAGCUGUUUCCCCUGUUUCCCAGUCUUUAUGCUAAACUAAGCUACCCUUUGGCUCCAGCGCCAUACUUAACGCACAACAUGAGCGUGGAAUCAAUCUUCGCAUCUAACUCGAGUGAAUUUAAAGUACAGCAUACAGUCGGUGAAUGUAAUACUGUACUAAUAUGAAUUAUGCACGUGCCAGUUUAACCGGUGUGACCUCAAUAAGUCUAAAUGAUGUAUGUGUGUAACACCAGUCAUCGCCUCAGUAGUGGAACAAAAAUAUCACCCAAAGUGACCUAAAGACACCGCUGUAGUUAAUCUCAAAGACUACACAAUGCACACUGUGUCCGUGCCUUGAGUUAUACUGUGCUCCGUGAUAGCCUUCGGAUUCCACACACCACCAUAUGGUCACAACACAAGGUUUCUUCGGCAGCUGUCUUUUGUUUUCCGAGUUUCUCCGGACAGUUUUUCAGCUCCAUUCUCCUGAUUUGUGAUCGGCUGUCUGUGCAUUGGAAGGACAUCUUUAAAUUUUCCCUCCCUAUACCCCUCUGGGGGAGGACCAGUGCAUUCCUCAAAGACAGAAAGGCUUUGAUGCAACCACGUGUGACCAGUGGGGCCGCGUCUAAUGCUCUGUACCCCCGCACGUGUAUAUUUACAUCCUCCCUCAGGACCAGAACUUCAACUUGCCUCCAGCAUUCCUCACAAACGAAGCCACGUGCCCCAUCAUGGUUUUUAAAAACACACUUCUCACCAGCUAUUUGAGCUCCUUCAUUUGAAUUGCCGACAAAUGUGUGCCUUCUUAAUGACAUAUUACAGUCACAUGUUCAUGUUGGUGCUAUUGAACUCAGUGGAUAUGUAUAAAAACAAUGCGUCUUCCUGUUUACAGUGAAUUGGUUGAGUGUUACAUGCAGGUGAGGUUACACCUAACAAAGACGUUAUUGUGAUGUGGGUUAAUGACCAUUGUGAGGCUUUUAGGUAGAAAACAUUCAUAAGUGCUAGUGAAGCUGUACAUAAUGUCAUUUUACAAUCACUGACUAACAGUGCAGAUUAAGCGUGUAAAUAUAAUGUUCAUAAAUGUAAAUAUGUUUUCUUUACUGUUUUUUUGGAAAUAAUGUCAGUGUUUUAGACUUUGUUGUAAACUUUAAACAUUUUCUGUACAUAAAUAAAUGCUUCUAUUUAUUAUAGAA